UGCCUGGACUUUGGAAAGGUUGAGGCAGUGCUUGUUCCCUACGGCUGCUGGAGGCCUCUGUGCUGCAGCUUCCCACUUAAUGAAAGAUGUCAGCAGUUGGAGCAGUGUUCUCCUGCUCCUGUCUCCGUUCUGGUUUGUGGCUGCUGAAACCAGGAAUGCAGCAGAUGAGCUCCUUACACACAGCAGCCAGGUGUGCUGUCAGGGAUUAUUAUGAAGUUCUUGUGUUGGGCGGAGGCGCUGGUGGCAUCUCCAUGAGUGCUCGCAUGAAGAGGAGAGUGGGGGCAGAAAAUGUGGCUGUUGUUGAGCCAAGUAAGACUCAUUACUAUCAGCCCCUGUGGACCCUGGUUGGUGGUGGUGCAAAGCAGCUGGCAGCUUCUGCACGUCCCACGGAAAGUCUAAUUCCUUCAGGUGUUGAGUGGAUCAAAUCUCAAGUUACAGCAUUGAAUCCAGAUAAGAACUAUGUCUGUCUGGAGGAUGACAUCAAGGUAUCUUACAAGUAUCUGAUAAUUGCUCUUGGAAUUAGUCUGCAUUAUGAAAAGAUCAAAGGCUUGCCUGAAGGUUUUAAACACCCUAAAAUAGGUUCCAAUUAUUCAGUCCAGACAGUAGAGAAAACAUGGAGAGCUUUACAAGAUUUUAAAGAAGGAAAUGCUAUCUUCACUUUUCCAAAUACUCCAGUGAAAUGUGCAGGGGCUCCUCAGAAGAUUAUGUAUUUAGCAGAUGCAUAUCUGAGAAAAACAGGAAAACGUUCCAAAGCAAACAUCAUAUUCAACACCUCACUUGGUGUGAUUUUUGGUGUUAAGAAAUAUGCUGAUGCAUUGCUUGAAAUAAUAAAGGACAAGAACAUUGUUGUUAACUACAAGCGCAACCUCAUCGAAGUUCGAGCAGACAAGCAAGAAGCUGUGUUUGAAAAGUUGGACAUACCUGGAGAGACUGAAAUUUUUCAGUAUGAAAUGCUUCAUGUCACACCCCCAAUGGGGCCACCUGCUGUACUCAUCGACAGUCCUGUCUCUGAUGCAAGUGGCUGGGUGGAUGUGGAUAAGGAGACUCUACAACAUAAAAAAUAUCCUAAUGUCUUUGGUAUUGGAGACUGCACCAACCUUCCAACAUCAAAAACUGCUGCAGCUGUAGCUGCACAGUCCGGAGUCCUUGACAAAACCAUUUCUCUGGUAAUGAAGAACAAGUUGCCAGUUAAAAAGUAUGAUGGAUACACAUCCUGCCCACUAGUGACAGCCUACAACAAGGUGAUUCUGGCAGAGUUUGACUACAAUGGUCAGCCUUUGGAGACCUUUCCCAUUGACCAGAGUAAGGAGAGAACCACCAUGUACCACAUGAAAGCUGAUAUGAUGCCUCUGCUCUAUUGGAAUGCACUACUUAAGGGAUACUGGGGAGGACCAGCUCCUGUCAGGAAGAUGAUGCAUCUGAGCUUGAAGUAACUGCUGCUUCUCAGCAUUGGUCAAAACUUUCCAAAGAAGUGGACUGGUUUCACAUGGGAUCAGUACAUAUCUUCCCUCUUUGAAUACCUGGCAGACAUUUUUUUUAAAAUCAAGCUUUGGUCAAUAAUUUACUUUUCCUCCUACUAUAGAUUAAAGCCUCUUUAGUGCUCUUUUCAUGCUCUUUUAUGUCAACUGAGGCCUUGAACUAUUUCUGUAUUUGCACAGGAAUCUGACCUUGCCUUACCUUACAGAUUACUACAGGAAUUGCUACAACAAUAAAUACUUUCAAAGCUAUUCUGUAUGCAAAAUUUUCUUCCUGAACCUAAACUGAUUUGUCUGCAUCCAAAAUCAAUGCAUGCACUGGAUUUAACAGUUAUUCAGUGCUAGUAAAAUGGCCUGAAAGCCUCCAGUUCUCUUAUUUUUGAAGAACAUAAAUCCUAAUCUCUAAGCAUACCUGCUACCUAAUUCUUAGAGGAAUGCAUGCUGAGUUUUGAAAGCAAAGAAGUCAAAGCAGUGUGUGUAUAUAGACACACACACUCUCCUAAGAUAGCUGAACCACUU
Melozone crissalis (California towhee) is the source of this 1994-nucleotide messenger RNA. RefSeq names its product sulfide quinone oxidoreductase (gene SQOR). Bases 87 to 1433 code for a protein of 448 amino acids. Gene Ontology annotation, molecular function: FAD binding; sulfide:quinone oxidoreductase activity. The record is from RefSeq and is a predicted model, not a curated record. NCBI's taxonomy places the organism in Eukaryota, Metazoa, Chordata, Aves, Passeriformes, Passerellidae. The transcript has 10 exons. Gene Ontology annotation, cellular component: mitochondrion.